CGAAGAGAAAAAUACAACAUCUCCUGUUUCUUUUGCAACAUAGAUGCAGUACUGCUUACCAAUAUCAGCCAUCCUCUUUAUUCUUGUGUGGGUGUUUCUGCAGAUUAUAUUCUUACGCUGCAAAACUUAUAAUCGAAUAUCCCCUGGACAGGUUUCAAGAGUAAAGGAAGUUAUAAGGAAACAGUAUGAAGAACUUGGACCAAUAACCUUUGGACAGGGAGCAGUUAUUGUACACUUCAUUGUAUUGGCACUGUUGUGGGUCACCAGAAAAUUAGGUGGAGUUCUAAGAUGGGGAGAUUUGUUUCCUGAAAAAACAGUGACUGAUUCCACACCAGCCAUAUUUGUUGCAAUGAGUCUCUUUCCAUCUGUUUUGCCACACAAAUUCAAAGAAAAAGAGAAACCAGUACCACCUCUACUUCCAUGGAAAGCAGCUGAAAAGAAUUUACCCUGGGGUGUAGUUUUAUUGCUUGGAGGAGGUUUUGCUAUUGCUAAAGGAAGCAAGGUAUCUGGAUUGUCAAAACUGAUUGGAGAACAAUUGUCCGUGUUUAAAGACUUUGAGCCUUGGGUAAUGAAUCUCGUUCUGUGCUUAAUGGUUGCAGCGGCAACAGAAGUAACAAGUAACAUUGCUAUUUGUACAUUGAUGAUGCCUAUAAUGAAAGAACUGGCAAUAACUCUUCAAGUCAACCCACUAUACUUCAUGUUUCCUACGGCCAUUGCUACAUCAUUUGCUUUUAUGCUACCUGUCGCCACCCCGCCUAACGCAGUUGUCUUUUCUUAUGGUUUUAUCAGAGCUCUAGACAUGGUAGUAGCUGGAUUUCCAUUGAAUAUAUUAGCUGUUUUGGUAUUGGUCAUAGGGACAGAGACAUGGGGAGAGGCCAUCUUUGGUUUCCAUACGCUUCCUGAUGCUUUUAAAUUAGCAAAUGACACCACAGUAUCAAUGAAUGUAACAACAAUGUCUACCAGUUGA
Messenger RNA from Saccostrea cuccullata (small rock oyster), 967 nucleotides. RefSeq names its product solute carrier family 13 member 2-like. Gene Ontology annotation, cellular component: membrane. The record is from RefSeq and is a predicted model, not a curated record. NCBI's taxonomy places the organism in Eukaryota, Metazoa, Mollusca, Bivalvia, Ostreida, Ostreidae. Gene Ontology annotation, molecular function: transmembrane transporter activity. Gene Ontology annotation, biological process: transmembrane transport. The transcript has 8 exons. The coding region runs from base 44 to 967 and encodes 307 amino acids.